Mus caroli (Ryukyu mouse) is the source of this 2650-nucleotide messenger RNA. RefSeq names its product calcium voltage-gated channel auxiliary subunit gamma 4 (gene Cacng4). Gene Ontology annotation, molecular function: voltage-gated calcium channel activity; channel regulator activity. Gene Ontology annotation, biological process: neurotransmitter receptor transport, postsynaptic endosome to lysosome; regulation of AMPA receptor activity; positive regulation of synaptic transmission, glutamatergic. NCBI's taxonomy places the organism in Eukaryota, Metazoa, Chordata, Mammalia, Rodentia, Muridae. The record is from RefSeq and is a predicted model, not a curated record. Gene Ontology annotation, cellular component: voltage-gated calcium channel complex; AMPA glutamate receptor complex; postsynaptic density membrane.
GGCCCGCGUAGCCCGCGCAGCCCUCACUCGCCGCCGCGCCUCGGAGUUUGAGCCCCGCGCAGCCGGAGCGCAGGCACGCCCGGGGCGCGGGGUCGGAGCGCGCAGCGCGGCGCCGCCCCCCGGCCCUCGGCCCCCCAGCCCCUGGAGCCCCCGGAGCCGCGCGCCGAGGGAGGAGGGCGGGCGGGCGCGGCGGGCCGGGCCGGCGGGCGGCGGACUAUGAGGCGCCCACCAUGGUGCGAUGCGACCGCGGGCUGCAGAUGCUGCUGACCACGGCCGGAGCCUUCGCCGCCUUCUCGCUCAUGGCCAUCGCCAUCGGCACCGACUACUGGCUGUACUCCAGCGCGCACAUCUGCAACGGCACCAACCUGACCAUGGACGACGGGCCCCCGCCCCGCCGCGCUCGCGGCGACCUCACCCAUUCGGGACUGUGGCGGGUGUGUUGCAUCGAAGGCAUCUAUAGAGGGCACUGCUUCCGGAUCAACCACUUCCCAGAGGACAACGAUUACGACCACGACAGCUCCGAGUACCUCCUCCGCAUUGUGCGAGCCUCCAGUGUCUUUCCCAUUCUCAGCACCAUUCUGCUCCUGCUCGGAGGGCUCUGCAUCGGCGCUGGGAGGAUCUACAGCCGCAAGAACAAUAUUGUCCUCAGCGCGGGAAUCCUCUUUGUGGCGGCAGGCCUCAGUAAUAUCAUCGGUAUCAUCGUCUACAUUUCCAGCAACACGGGCGACCCCAGUGACAAACGUGACGAAGACAAAAAGAACCAUUACAACUACGGCUGGUCUUUUUACUUUGGAGCCCUGUCAUUUAUUGUGGCGGAGACCGUGGGCGUCCUGGCUGUAAACAUUUACAUUGAGAAAAAUAAAGAGUUGAGGUUUAAGACCAAGCGGGAGUUCCUUAAGGCCUCUUCCUCCUCUCCUUACGCCAGGAUGCCGAGCUACAGGUACCGGCGACGGCGGUCCAGGUCCAGUUCAAGGUCCACGGAGGCCUCACCCUCCAGGGAUGCAUCUCCCGUGGGCCUGAAGAUCACCGGAGCCAUUCCCAUGGGUGAGCUGUCCAUGUACACGCUCUCCAGAGAACCCCUUAAGGUGACCACAGCUGCGAGCUACAGUCCGGACCAGGACGCUGGCUUCCUGCAGAUGCAUGACUUCUUCCAACAGGACCUAAAGGAGGGUUUCCAUGUCAGCAUGCUGAACCGGCGGACGACUCCCGUGUGACCCGCCCACCCCUCUCGGCACAGGCCUCCCCCAAGGUGGCUGUUUGUGUGACACAGAACAGGGUGACCCUUAAGAUUAUAUAGACAGUGAACUGGAGCUGAGUGUGACCCUCCCUGGCCUCCAGAAGACGCCAUGGGCUAGCUCAGAGUGAGGGAAGUCGGGAGAUUGGAAUCAGGGAUAAGGUAGAAACAGAAGGCUGACUUUCUCCCAAGGCAGGCUGUUCUGCUGCCCUCUGGGUUUUUGGAACUUCUCAAGAGGCCCAAGAAUUUUCAAGAAGCUGCAUCAGCCUGCCUCUUGGGAACCAAGAAACCAGUCAUGCCAGAUGUCAAACGCAUCCCCCCUCGCUGGGCGCUGGGCCACAGGGAGGCUUCUUCCGGGCACUGGGACCUCUGGCCUCCCAUCGACUGUUUCCUGCCCAGACGUUCCUGUGUCCUGGAGCCCGACAUGAGCCUAAGCUCAUUCCAUUCCCCUCUGUGUCUCCCUCAGCCUCUGUCUGGCCCCCUGGUGGAGCUGGUGGUUGUAAAUAUCACCCAUUCUGAAGAGAAAGCUCUAUGGCUAACUGGUGCUUCGGCCUCGAGCUGUCCUAGGGCCUGCUGCUCUCCACCUCAGGAGAUCAGGAAACCAGGGCAAAUUCGAAGGCUCUGCUGGCUUUCAUACCUGCUUCUGGAAGUUUCCGCUGAGCUCGGAAUGUACAGGACAUACUGACUAAUCUUGGAGGUCCAGAGGGUUUCGAGGAUCUGAGGGAUGGUGGGCAUGUGGCCUUUGGCUCUGUCCUUCCACACUGGCCUGGGGAACCACUCUGUCCCCUGAGCAGUAGAGGGCCCUGCUGGGGCAUGGAGCCAUACUCCCACUUCCAACCGGGUGUUCUGACACAGAUGUACAAGCUUAAGGAUUUGAAAGGGAAAACUGAGAGUGAGCAGAGACAAGAAAGAAAGAAAGAAAGAAAGAAAGAAAGAAAGAAAGAAAGAAAGAAAGAAAGAAAGAAAGAAAGAAAGAAAGCGAGCAUCAUUUUCCAAGUGGUUAUGAGUGGUGGCAUACUGAAGAACAUCAUCAGAAGACCAAGCUGUACUCACCUCUUUAUCCUGAAAAAGAGCAACACCAUCUCCCCUCAACUCCUGCCAUUAUAAUUUAUUCUGCCCACACCAGGACUCCGUGAGCAUUUGACUCAAGGUGCCAUGCUGGGCUUUCUGUCUUUGCCUGAAUCCAAGGAUGUGUUCUGUGUCCUACAGUUUGUCCAACCAACCCCCCUCUUCCUCUUGAGGUGGACGAAAAAUAAAUAAAUAACCAGACGAGUAUGUCCAGGUUCGAAAGAACUCUCCAGAAAGUGAAACCCACCCUCUUUUCUAUAACACACGUGCUUUCUAAGGAUCAGUCGUUUCUUACUUUUUGAGACUUCUUAAUCCACUUUUGAAUAGUAGUCUGCUGUGACCCCGGUA